This is a messenger RNA of Amaranthus tricolor (Joseph's coat), 2830 nucleotides long. Its product is annotated as trihelix transcription factor ASIL2-like. Bases 291 to 1421 code for a protein of 376 amino acids. The transcript is spliced from 2 exons. Gene Ontology annotation, molecular function: transcription cis-regulatory region binding. The record is from RefSeq and is a predicted model, not a curated record. NCBI's taxonomy places the organism in Eukaryota, Viridiplantae, Streptophyta, Magnoliopsida, Caryophyllales, Amaranthaceae. Gene Ontology annotation, cellular component: nucleus.
AGAGAAGUGAGAGAAGAGAAUGUCAGGUAAAGGUGGGUAGACUGGUAGGCCAAACCCAAAUAACGGUGGCAGGUUAUUCAAUACAACUACUUUCAUUUCUUAUCCUCCACCCACCCUCCACUUAUCCUACGCUUAAUAACCUCCCAUGAUCACCUACUGCGCACGUUAUCAUCUCCCCCACCCACUACCCACUAACCCCAUGAGUAUGGCCAAUCAUCCUUCUCUCUCUCUCCUUAUUUUCUUUUCAAACCCAUCAUCUUCUUUCUUUCUCUCUCCUCCUUUUUACCAUUAUGGCUUCCCCUUCUCCCUCCGACAACCCGUAUCCGGCAACCGACAACCCUAACCCUAUCCCUAACCCAAAUCCUAGUCCACCCACAAGCCGCAAGUUUCCGGCUCCAUGUUGGACUCAAGAUGAAACGCUAGCGUUAAUUAAUGUUUAUCAAGACAAAUGGUAUUCUCUUCGCCGCUGUAAUCUUCGUACUGCUGAUUGGGAAGCUGUUGCUGAUGAGGUGAAUCGUCGUUGUCCUAAUCAAGAUACGCCCAAAUCUUCUGCUCAGUGUCGUCAUAAAAUGGAGAAGCUCCGAAAACGGUAUCGGGCUGAAAAGCAGCGGAUCGCCUCUCUUCCUCCUCAUAUUAGUUAUAAUAACAGGUUUUUUCCUCCUUCUUCUUGGGUGUUUUUUGAUCUUAUGGAUGCUAUGGAAAUUGGGCCGGUUUCCAGGUCUGGAUCUGUAUCUGGGGUCAUACCUAUUAGUAUUAAUAGUAAUAAUUCUAAUGAUGUUAAUUUAUUGAAAGAUAGAAAUGAGUUGAGUAUGAUUCAGAAUGGAGGUUUUGCGAAGGAGGAGAAAAAGGAAAAGAAUGAUUUAGGGAAGUAUUUUGAUGAGAUUUUGAUGGGUAUGGGUAAACGGGUUGGGAGUGGGAGUGGGAGUGGGAGUGGGAGUGGAAGUGGUUCAAUGAAGUUUAAAUUGAAGAAUCCGAAUCAUAAUGAUAGGUACAUUGAUGAUGGUGAUCAAGGAUAUGAUAAUGAUUAUAACAAAAUUGGAAGAAAUACUGUUUCUGGGUUUAUGAAGAGGAAAUUUGACGAUGGUGGUGGUGGUGGGGAGAGAUUUGGAUAUGGAGAGGAUUCAUCAUCAUCGAAAAUGAUGUUUUUAAACGGGUGUUGCACUAAGAAGGGUGUAGGACUACGCGAGAGAGGGGAGGAUGCAGUGGUAGAGGAGAUGGCGGCGUCGAUAAAGUUCUUGGCUGAAGGAUUGGUGAGAAUGGAGACAAUGAAGAUAGAAAUGAUGCAAGAUAUUGAGAGGAAGAGGAUGGAAAUGGAGAUGAAAAGGAAUGAGAUGAUGCUUGAAUCUCAACAUAAUAUUAUUAAUGCAUUCAUUCAAGGGUUGAAGAAGCAUAAGAAGGUUAAACUUAUGCAAGAACAAUGAACUUAAGAUCAAUAUUAAGAAUUUAAGAUCAAUUAAGUGAAAAUAAAGUGAGAAGUGAUAUUCACGGGUUGACAUGGUGGUUCCUUGUGACAGGGUUUGAUUCUCACGCCUACAAGAAGAAUUAAUUCCCCUCCUCACCGUUCAUGUAAGGGAUUCUUUAACCUUACCCCGGUAUAAAAAAAAUUGAGAAGUUCUAUAUUUUCAAGUGCUCUUUAAGAAUAUUCUAGUCUAGUUGAUAGUAGUAUAUAGAUUGAUGAUUGAAUUGAGUAAAAAUGCUUGUUGGAGACCAAUUUUUGUUGGAAUCUAAUGAGUAUUGUUUAGUUCAAACUUCAUCUCAUGGUUUUGGUUUGGUGCUAGUUAACAAGAUUGUGGCAUUUUUUAAACUAGAACUAGUAAAUAAUGUAGAAUGUUUAAUUUAGAGGAGGAACUAUUGAGUGGCUUCACAGUUCACAUAAAGUUGAAGUCUUUAGUUUUGCAUAAGUUAAUCUCAUUGUAAUUUCUUGGGAAUUUAUACCACUUUGAUGAAAGAAUAUGUUACUAACUUAUGCAUUUGAUUUCAAUUUUCUCUGAGAUUAACUGAACUUUUUGGUCUGUAUGUUGAUGAAAUUUCAUUGUGUUGAUUAAGGAUUGAUGCUUUGUAUUCACAUUGAUUUGUUUUGGCAUAUGCAUUGCUGCAAUAUGAGCAACUUUUCUUAGAAUACAGUUUCAUUGCUCUGUUCAAGAGUUGUUUCUUUUUUUGUUUUCAUUGUUGCUAUGUGCAAAAGCAAGACCAUGUAGUAACCAACUUUGUGAACCAGCUGAAUCCAUGACCUCAGGCAAACCAGAGUUGUGAUCGACCUUUAUAGCAGACCUUGUAAAAUCAAGUAAAAGAUUUGAUAGAAAGUUAAAUAAUCAAAAAGGAGAUUCUUAUUCUGUUUGGUGAUUUGUAGAAUGUGUUUUCUAAUGUUUGUUCUGGAAAUGCAACUAGUUUUGGGACAGAGAUACUUCGUGUAGAUUAUAGAUGAUGAAACACAAUACUCCUUUGUCCCGGUAUUGCCCUGGUCUCUAUACAUAGUAUGGAGGUAUCAAUUAUAUUUUUCUGUACGAGGAAAAUUAAUCAUUUUUACUAGAUCAGCUUAAAGACAAUAUCAUCAAUACUCACCUGCCAAACACUGAUAUUUUAAUCAACUUGUGCAUCUAUUCCUCCACUUUGAUCUUUUGUUUAGAAAGGUAAGGGUGGAGAAUUGACACGCGAUGAGACAACAAUAAUCAGUGGAGCACUGGAUUUGACGGAAAAGCUUCUUAAUUCCCUUCAACAGAAUUCUCAAUGGCUUGGGCUUUUCCUUCCAUGAGCCUCUUGUAUGUCAAAAUUGCUUUCUCCUGUAUCGGAUGCAUCACACAAUGACACCCAUAGAAUCGACGUUUUCCCU